AUGGCCAAGAACACCGACGAGGUGGCAGUGACGGAGCUGAUCGCGUCGGAGUGGACGUCCAAAAAAAAUCCGCCACGGGAGACGGAGCGAAGAGAGCAGGAUCGUGCCAUCACCACGGCCCAAAAGGCCGGGAUUCACGUGACGAUCAGCCCGGGCCGUGAGAGCAUCAACUGGAACCCCGAAGGGGCCUUCUUCUUCGUGGGGACCACAGUAACGACCAUCGGCUAUGGGAACCUGGCUCCUGCCACCGUGAUUGGCAAGGUGUUCUGCACCAUCUUCGCCACCUUCGGGAUUCCGCUCAACCUGGUGGUGCUCAACAAGGCGGGCCAGGCCACCCUGCACGGCGUCGAGUUGAUCGCGGGGGCCCUGCGGAAAAGGGGGUUCAAGGAGGUGCGUUUGCUGAGCGGGGGGCUUUUCCUGGGCGUGGGGUUCACGCUCUUCCUGCUCAUCCCGAGCACCGUGUUCAUGACGGUGGAGGGAUGGAGCUACGCCGAGAGCUACUACUUCUCCUUCAUCACGCUCAGCACCAUCGGCUUCGGGGACUACGUGGUCGGUGAGGUCACCGCCACCUCGUCACCGGUCAAGCCACCUCGUCAAACCCGACGCUGCAUCCUCACUGCGUGCCGCACCCGGGGGGCACGCGGUCACAGCGGCUGCAGGAACGAAACCGUGCAGUACCCCGCCUUCUACAAGACGCUGGUGGCCGCGUGGUUCUUCUUCGGCCUCGCGUGGCUCUCCGCGCUCUUCAGCGCCAUCACCGGCGCCUUGGAGCGCGCCGUGACCGAGACGGGGCGAGCGGAGCCGGAGAGACCCCGCGGCGGGGAAGGGGCCGGAGGGUCCCCCAGGGCGCAGUGCCCCAGGGCGCAGUGCCCGAGGGCUCAGUCCCCCAGGGCGCAGUGCCCCAGGGCGCAGUCCCCCAGGGCUCGGCCCCCCUUCUCCCAAAAAGGGGGCAGCGGCCGUCGCAGACGCUCGGAGUUUGAUAUAUUCGUGAUACACACUUUUAACGCCCGCUCCGAGAUCCCGCUGAUGGUGGUCGGCAAAGACACGUAGCCUCCGCGCGAGGUGGCUCCGUGAUCACCACCACCGCCGCCGCCACCACCACCACCACAGACACCACCCACCAAUGGACGUGAAAGCGCGCCUCUAGCCCGGAUCCUAUCAACCUUACCCCUUCCCCUCCAUCACCUCGGCACUGCGCCGUAAGCGGGGGCCGGGGCUGCCCGGGGGAGAUCGACUGUGCGUCCAAGAGACGGUGGUGAUGAGCGAGGUCGGCCGUGAGUCAAUGAAGUCGGUGCAGAGUCGAUUGAGAGAAGAGUCGACGAGUCGCAGCUCGGCGUGGAGGAGCUGAGUACCCCCCCGAUGAGCACGGCAAGGACGACCCCGCUGCAUCGGGAGUCGCAGCUCGGCGUCUCCGUCUCGCGGUCCGCUCGGCGUGCUGCACCCGAACCAUAACCCGGAUAGGAAGCGAACUCAGGUG
Messenger RNA from Petromyzon marinus (sea lamprey), 1477 nucleotides. NCBI's taxonomy places the organism in Eukaryota, Metazoa, Chordata, Hyperoartia, Petromyzontiformes, Petromyzontidae. The record is from RefSeq and is a predicted model, not a curated record.